Phragmites australis (common reed) is the source of this 1990-nucleotide messenger RNA. RefSeq lists its product as uncharacterized. NCBI's taxonomy places the organism in Eukaryota, Viridiplantae, Streptophyta, Magnoliopsida, Poales, Poaceae. The transcript is spliced from 5 exons. The coding region runs from base 125 to 1588 and encodes 487 amino acids. The record is from RefSeq and is a predicted model, not a curated record.
AGCUUGUUUUAAGUGUAAACAAGACCUGGCUUUUGUGCUUCAUACUCGAAGACACUUCUCAGCUGAAGCAAGCCAAGCCCAGUCAGUGUGGAGCUCAUAUUUGGGUAACCAAACACACACUUCCAUGGAGUCCUCCUCCCCCUACCUCCAGCCUUCUUCAGCCUUGCCCUCCACAAGAGGAAACUCAUUCCAUGGAGUAGGAGCUGAUACAGCAAAUGGAGGAGAAAGAGGACGCAGAAACUCAUUUGGGCCCACCUUCAGUGACCCGCUCAGCAGCCUCAAUCUGAAGGAGACCUCCGAGUUCGUCAGGUCCUCCUUCCCCAUGGCCACCAUGACCAGAAGCAGCAGCAGCAGCAGCAACGGCCAUGGCCAUCACCACGAGGCCUCGACCACUUCAUCCUCCUCAUCCUCCACGGCCUCAGCGCAGAGGCGACGAGCAGAACCGCAGGUGCAGCAGGUCGUCCCGGCGACACCGGGGCGGCCAUUGCAGUUCUUCACAAGCCCUGCACACCAUCAGCAGCUCGUCGCCCCGAGGAGGUCGGUGCCGUCCAAGUGGGAGGACGCGGAGAAGUGGCUGCGGCAGUCAUCCGACUCUGACCACCACGGCGGCAAUGGCAAGGCCGCCUUCUCCAGGCAGCGGAGCGGCGGGCUGGGUCACAGAGGCGGCGGCGGCGACGAGGAGAAGAUGGCGCCGGUAACGGUGAGGAGGUCGGUGGAUGCCAAUGCGCUCGCUCUGUACACGCCACCGGCUGAAGUGCUCCUCAAAGACAAGUUCACCGACAACGAGGAGCCGUCCAAGGAGAACUUCGUGUUCCGGAGCUCGUACUGCGAACCGCCGCUGGCGAAGGGCACGGCGGUGCAAACGGUGGCUGCCGUCGACUACCGGAGGGACAUUGGCACGGAGAUGACGCCGCUGGGCAGCUCAUGCCACACGCCAAUCAAGAGCACCUCCCCGGUCAGGCACAACACGCCGGCGGGCCGGUCAGGCCCGCUGGUGCCGUACACCGGCGGCGGCAUGGACAUCUCGGAGCUGGCGGACUGCCACCUUGCGAAACUGGACCUGGGCGCGCGGUUCGACGCCAUGCUCGUCAACUGGAGCUCCAAGGAGGAGGAGGAAGAGGAGGUGUCCAAGAGCCUGAGGCACUUUGAGGCCACUGCCGGCGCCGGCGGUGGACCAUCGUGCGACAAACGCGCUGGCGGCGCGGAGUGCCGGUGGGAGGACGAUGACAGGGCCAAGAGCUGCAUCAGGUAUCAGAGGGAAGAGGCAAAGAUUCAGGCUUGGAUUAACCUGGAGAGUGCCAAAGCUGAAGCACAAUCAAGAAAGCUAGAGGUGAAGAUUCAGAAGAUGCGGUCGAAUCUGGAGGAGAAACUGAUGAGGCGGAUGAGCACCGUGCACCGGCGCGCUGAGGAAUGGCAUGCCACGGCUCAGGCGCAGCACCUGCAGCAGCUACGGCGCGCCGCUGAGAACGUCCGGCGUCUCAGGGCCACGAGCCACCACCGUCAUCUGCCGGGCAGCGACGCAUCCUCCUGCGGCUGCUUCCCCUGUAAUAGCAACAUCGUCAGUGGCAACCUCUUGAACUACUACUAGGCAGCUGUUCUGGGGAAGAUCGGGACUCAGGAGGUUCUUUUCUUACGAAAUCGGCAUGAUUUGCAAAGAACCAGGAUGGAGAGAUUAAUUGAUGAGAUGUAUGAAAAAGCUGUGAUUCUUUGUAGUAAGGUGGUAUACCAGGUUGUUGAAUGCUGAUCCGCAGUUCAGACAUCAAGAGUGGUUUUUCCUCUCUUUAUUUUCUUGUGUCGGUGCUUGAGUUCUUUCACUACUCUGGUGUCACGCCUGCAACUUCCCUGGUCAACAACAACAAUAAGAACAGUGUCAACAACCAAAACCUGCAGGAGAAGCAACUUCCUGUUUUGCAAGACAACUGACAAUGGUAAUCCCAAAUUAAGUACUCCUGGUCAAGUGCAGAAUUGAGGCAUCAGAGUUCAUGGUUUU